AUGGACCGCAAGAAGGCGACAACCACCCUCCUGUACGCGAAAUACGAAGAGAACAAAGACUGGCUGCUAGUCCUUCUGUCGCAGCUGCUUGCUGUUUUCAUGAACGGGGUGGCCAAAUUCCUUCAGACCGAAGGGAUUUACACGGUUCAUCCUCUGCAGAUCAUCGGCCUUCGAAUGUCCCUAACGAUUCUGACCAUCGCGUGCUAUUGGGCGUGGAGAGUCGUCUCGUCUUCGCGUCCGCCUUCUGAGCAGAACAUAGCGAGAGAGGAGAGGACUUCUCUCCAGGCCUUGCUACUGGUGCGAGGAGUAGCUGGAGCAUUUGGGGUCAUUGGGUUCUACUGCAAUCUCUUUGAUCUAUCUCCCCCUGUCGGAAGCCACGGUGCUCAACUUCCUGGCUCCGGUGGGAGCCUGCGCGACCAUGGGAAUAAUUUCCUCACGCUCAGUCUCGUGGGUUGA
Molecule: messenger RNA, 456 nt
Organism: Penicillium canariense
Lineage: Eukaryota; Fungi; Ascomycota; Eurotiomycetes; Eurotiales; Aspergillaceae
Exons: 2
Coding region: 1-456 (151 amino acids)
Source: RefSeq, a predicted model, not a curated record